Molecule: messenger RNA, 2037 nt
Organism: Penicillium argentinense
Lineage: Eukaryota; Fungi; Ascomycota; Eurotiomycetes; Eurotiales; Aspergillaceae
Product: Amidase
Exons: 1
Coding region: 1-2037 (678 amino acids)
Source: RefSeq, a predicted model, not a curated record
AUGACCUCACCACGGCCCGAUCUAGACUUCAGCCUGCUCGAUGCGAGCAUUCUAGAGCUCCAAAAUGCACUCUCCUCCGGAGUACUCACUAGCGUGGACUUAACCGCGCGGUAUCUACGACGAAUCAGUGUCUAUGAUGCCAAUGGACUGAAGCUCAGCGCCGUCCCCAUUCUCAAUCCAGCAGUCUUGGACGAGGCAGCAGCCUCAGAUGCCAGACGAGCCCAAGGACUUCCGCAACGACCGCUAGAAGGAAUUCCGUUCCUAGUAAAAGACAACAUCAAAGUGAAAGGAAUGGUCAUCGCAAAUGGGUCACCUGCAUUUGAGAAGCUCAUUGCCAACGAAGACGCGGCAUGCGUGCAGAUUCUCCGCAAUGCAGGCGCAGUCCUCAUCGGCCGAACAAACAUGCCUGCGAUGGCGUACGGAGGAAUGCAACGCGGAGUUUGGGGACGCGCAGAGAGCCCCUAUAACGGCGAUUAUCUGGCAGCGGCCUAUGCUUCGGGCUCGUCGAAUGGUUCUGCAGUUGCGACAAGUGCGAACUUGUGUGCAUUCUCCCUGGGGACAGAGACUGUUUCCUCUGGCCGAUCGCCCGCCUCGAACAAUGCCAUUGUCGCAUAUACGCCAUCGAAGGGGUUGCUUCCUCUACGUGGCGUCUUUCCUCUUUAUCCGACCUGCGAUGUCUUAGUGCCACAUACGAGAACGGUGGCUGAUCUCUUCCACGUCCUGGACGUUUUGGCCGUCUCGGAUCCGACCCCAACUGGCGACUUUUACAACGAACAAUCAGUUGUCUCCAUUCCGUCAAUAUCUUCUCUUCGACCACAAUCAUUCUCAACGUUAGGAGAUGUAUCGUCACUCAAAGGAAAGCGCAUUGGAGUACCGUCGAUGUACAUCGGAGGCGAUGACGCCUCGGUUCUUCCACUCAGCAAAGUCAACACCCGCCCUUCUAUCAUCAAAUUGUGGAAGAAAGCACGCCAAGUGCUGGAAGCAUGUGGAGCUGAGGUGGUCGAGACUGAUUUCCCCUUGGUGACAAAAUACGAGUCGAACGCAUCGUCAGGCCAACUCGUUACUGUCUCGAAUCUCCCAGAGGGAUGGGCUGCCAAGGAGCGAUGUGAGGUGGUGUCGCAUGCAUGGGAUGAGUUCGUCGCUUCAAACGGACAGGAAGAUCUCCUGUCUCUAACUCGUGUGGACCCUGCCACAAUCUUCCCUCUUGCACCCGGUUCACUUCUCGGUACGCCUGAGGCAGCAAAUAAACCUCGCUGGGGUGAGAUCGUUGAGUACCCACGUACCAAGCCUGCUUCGAUUUUGGAGAUCCCUGGGAUGAAGCAAGCAAUCAAAGCACUCGAGGACGCUCGGAAGGAAACCUUCGAACAGUGGAUGGACAAAUUCGGCUUGGAUGCGGUGGUAUUCCCAGCCAACGGUGAUAUCGGUGCUGCGAACGCCGAUGUCGAUAAAGAUGCGUCUAAUUUUGCCUGGAGCAAUGGGGUGAAGUAUUCAAAUGGCAAUCGGCCAAUUCGUCACCUCGGUGUGCCAACCAUUUCUGUGCCCAUGGGAAUCAUGGAGGAUACAAAGAUGCCAGUGAAUCUCACGUUUGCUGGGAAAGCAUACGAAGACAACAGCCUUUUAGGCUAUGGCUACGCUUUCGAGGCUGCUACGAAGGCUCGCAUCAAGCCGUCUCUUACCCCGGCUCUUGACACAGAUCAUAUUUCCAGUGGCACUAAGUCUCAGACGUCUCUGACUCAAAACCGAAUGGAGCUGAAUGUGAAGUCCAAGUCAAAAGAUAUCAGGGACUCAAAGGUCCUCGUUCAGGUUACGGGGACUACAAGCCUUCCAGUGAGACAUAUUUCUUGCUAUGUGAAUGGAGAUCCUUGUGAUAUUAGUACUAUUGAAGGUGGCAAAUGGUCACUUGCCACUUCAUACCCAGCGUCUGAACGAGACGAUCAGUGGAAGCCCUGGGCGAGCCCAGCAUUGAAGCAAACAAUUGUGACUGUGGUGGCAUACUCUGAUGACGGGUGUACAGAUGGCAAGCUGAUCCUGCUGUGA